GUACAGUUGGUCGCCGGAGCCGUCGUCACACCCAAUCAACUCUCAUCCUCUCCGACGAUGGCCACUUCGCGCAACCAGCGGCACAGCGGAAUGCCCACAGCACACCUCUGCGAGGUCUGUGGCAAACGCCCCAAGUUCAUGGAGAACGGAACGCGGUAUCCAUACUGCAGUCGGACAUGCGCAAGCAAACAGGGAUUGAACCCGUCGGCGUGCGCGCUCAGCACGUGCGAGGCGACGGGGAGAACUGCCUUUGGCGGAUAUUGCUGCGAACAACACGCUAUCGACGCGGUACAAGGCCGAGAGGCCCUUGCAUGCACGACGUGUUUGAAGUUCCCCCGUGCCGUCGGCGACCUGUGCACGGGAUGCAAUAGGUCGCAGGACCCUGGCACAGCGCGACUCAUGGAAGUUGACGCUGGUAGCGAAGAGUUUUCGAAUCUCGAGGCGCACUUCGUGGGCGAAUGGAGCGGGCCUGGAAUUGUGCCGUCUGUGGAGAAGGUCUACCGCGUCGUCUUGCCCGCAGAUACAAUGCGGGGCUAUCAUGACUAUCAGUCAAGCCGCCCCAACGAGACAUGCAUACACACCUUCUUCAGUCAGCAGUGCAUCUGCGACCUAGGGACUAAGCUUCCGGUCUUGUGCGACUUCAAGUCCUGUGGAAUCUGCAUGUCCAUCAAGUCGUCUUUCCGCUCGUUUGCUUUUGGGAGCAAACAAUUGGACGGGAUGCCAGAGAGGGGUGUUUAUACUUAUGGAAAUCCCUUUAUGGCGGACAAGGACGCGACGUCUUGUACGACCUCGCCUUAUCGUGUGAUGAUCGCCUGCGUUGCGAUCGCGAAUUUGGCCCUGGAGAAGGGGUCAGUUGCCGCUAUUCAUUUCCCUCAUCCUGAGGCUAUCGUGCCCGCGUACGUCAUCAUGUAUUCAAAGUGAGAGUGAAGAGCUGGGAAGAAGGAAGCGUUCGUGACGUCCGUAGCACCCAUUGUAUAUUAUUGCCUGCCGGCGCGUCGAUCCUGGAGGCGAGAAGCUCAGCUAUGAACGCGCUCAUUUGGAGAGGACUGCGGA
Schizophyllum commune H4-8 is the source of this 1053-nucleotide messenger RNA. RefSeq lists its product as uncharacterized. Bases 58 to 921 code for a protein of 287 amino acids. The record is from RefSeq and is a predicted model, not a curated record. The transcript is spliced from 7 exons. NCBI's taxonomy places the organism in Eukaryota, Fungi, Basidiomycota, Agaricomycetes, Agaricales, Schizophyllaceae.